Chenopodium quinoa (quinoa) is the source of this 1490-nucleotide messenger RNA. RefSeq lists its product as uncharacterized. The record is from RefSeq and is a predicted model, not a curated record. Bases 453 to 1073 code for a protein of 206 amino acids. The transcript is spliced from 5 exons. NCBI's taxonomy places the organism in Eukaryota, Viridiplantae, Streptophyta, Magnoliopsida, Caryophyllales, Amaranthaceae.
CUUCCUACUAGCCACUUACAUCAUCACAACCUUUGCUUCACUUUCUCUCUCCUCAAAAACAGAGGCGUAGCAGUUACACACCAAGUUAUAAAAAUUCCACCCUACAUAUCUUUUUUAUUCAAAAAUUUCAUCUUUCUUCUUCUUUAAACUUUGACUUACACAAAUCCAAUCAACAUCAUAAAUUACCCAUCACCAAUUUUUUCUUUUUAAUUUUUCACUACAUUUUAUGAUAUAUUCUUGUAUAAAUAUAUUUCUUGAUAAACCAAACCUAGCCUAAAUUCUUUCACAGAAUUCUCAUAAAAAUUUGACUUUAAAGUCAGUUUCUUUCUUUUGUUCUUGAAUAUUUAUAAAUUCCCAGAUUAUAACUCUGGUUAAUUACGCUAAAUUCUUCAAUUUUUCCCUUAUUUUGGGUUUUCCAGCAAUCAAACAGGGAAAAAGCGGAUUAUCCGAAAAUGGAAUUGAAGGCUGAAUUUCUUGGAGAAAAUUCAUUGGGCAAUAAAAAAACAGGGGUUUAUGAUGAUCAAAUGAAUGGUUUUAAGUAUGAAAAUGGUGGUGAUAAAUCUGAUUGUUACAUAGUUGACUUAGAGAAUUUCUCCGAUUGUGUAAUUGACAAACAGAACUCAACUAUUACAAAUUCAUCAAGAAUUACUUUGCAAAGAAGCCUUUCUAGAAAAGUUCCUCAGCGUGGCGCCGAGAGGAAGCUUAAUGACAGAGACACCCUUCCUCCUGCCUCAUCCCCUAGAGCUGCUCAAGUAGUAAGCAGUCUAAGCACGCCAGAAAAGUGUCCUUCUCCUACACUACCAAUGGGGUCCCAAGAUCACGCGGCUAACAACCACCAGCAGCAACCGCAGCAUCAGAUCACAAUCAAAACAGGCGGCGUGAACACUAUGGCAGAUGGUAGAAUGGGAAAGAGAUCGAGUUUCAAACGAUCUUCAUACAGUUGGUAUUCUGACCCUAAAAGAAUCCUCCUCCUGUUUGCCACUCUAUCGAGUAUGGGAACGAUGUUGCUCAUUUACUUCACGCUGUCUACGAGUAAGGCUGAUGGUGUAGAGGGUGUCUUAGAUUGGCAGUAAUGAUUCAACACCAACACAAUUGAGAAUUGUACAGAGUAUUUUGUCAGAAUUCGAAACAGUAUGGAAAAGUUUCGUCUUUUUUCGUUAAGUUGUGGCGUAGAUUUGAGCUACACAGAUGGAAUGUUGGGGGCUGCAUGAGUUAUACAGCAAAGAAUAGCACUAUGAAAGAUUCAUACUUCAAAAUAUGUUAUAGAAUGUUCAGAAAGCUUUAAUAACUUUAGCUUUUUGCUGAUCUUAGCAGCCCCAUUAAUCUUCCUUUUAACUUUAAUUUUUUUGUACUUUUGAUAGUUAAAAAACCGCACCAAAUUAGCUUUUUGUUAUGUGUGGGUUUCAUGUGAAGAAGUGAAGGAAUAAUUUUGUGUUGUUUAGCUCUUGCAACAAGAAAUUCCCCCUAUUGUACUCGUGCGCUUGGAUGCA